AUGCCCGGGACAUGGCCGGCUUAUGGUGUCCGCGUCAUGGUGCCCGGCUCAUGGUGCCCAGCUCAUGGUGCCCGGCUCAUGGGGGCCGGCUCAUGGUGCCCGGCUCAUGGUGCCCGGCUCAUGGUGCCCGAGUCAUGGUGCCCGGGCCAUGGUGCCCAGGUCAUGGUGACUGGCUCAUGGUGCUGGAUUCAUGGUCACCGGGCAUGGUGCCUGGAACAUCACAUGUUGCCCGGCUCAUGGUGCCCAGCUCAUGGUGACCGGCUCAUGGUGCCCAGGACAUGGUGCUCGACUGAUGGUGCCCGGGUCAUGGUGCCCGGCUCAUGGUGCCGUGUUCGUGGUGACCAGUUCAUGGUGCCCGGGUCAUGGUGCCCGGGUCAUGGUGACCGGCCCAUGGCCCGGCUAAUGGUGCCCGGGUCAUGGUGCCCGGCUCAUGGUGCCCGGCUCAUGGUGCCCGGCUCAUGGUGUCCGGCUCAUGGUGACCGGGUGAUGGUGGCCGGGUCAUGGUGCCCGGCUCAUGGUGUCGUGUUCGUGGUGACCAGUUCAUGA
Molecule: messenger RNA, 546 nt
Organism: Closterium sp. Yama58-4
Lineage: Eukaryota; Viridiplantae; Streptophyta; Zygnematophyceae; Desmidiales; Closteriaceae
Source: the annotation of a GenBank genome assembly